Raphanus sativus (radish) is the source of this 556-nucleotide messenger RNA. RefSeq names its product CLAVATA3/ESR (CLE)-related protein 20. The coding region runs from base 114 to 347 and encodes 77 amino acids. Lineage: Eukaryota; Viridiplantae; Streptophyta; Magnoliopsida; Brassicales; Brassicaceae. The record is from RefSeq and is a predicted model, not a curated record. The transcript has a single exon.
CAUAUGGAAGUUUGUGCAUCACAACUUCUUGUUUUUCAUAGUCAUACUCUCUCUCUCUCUCAAAACAAAAAGAACCAUUCUCCAAGUCCCUUACUUAGUUAUAAAGUUAGAAUAUGAAUCGGGGUCGUCUUCUUUGCCUCAUUGGUUUUCUCUUCUUACUCGUUAUUUUAUCUAAAGCUUCAAGGAUUCACGUUGAAAGACGACGGUUCUCCCCCGAACCAUUACCUAGCCAAGAAAGAGGGUUUCUCCCUUCUCAACGCACUCAGCCGGUCGCCGGCGCGGGUGAAUUCUUACCGGAGAAACGGAAGGUUAAGACGGGAUCAAAUCCCUUGCACAACAAGCGAUGAGUAAACGUCAUAUAAUUAGUCUUCUUCUUAAACACUCUUUUUCUCUAAUUUGUUUACUUAACCACAGAGAUAUAUAUCAAAUUAUGUUCACCUACUACUAUACAUAUAUUAAUGUAAGAUUUAUUCAAUAUUUCUUUAUUUUUUUCAUUUAUAUUCUCAGUACUUAGAUGUUUAUAAGAUGAUAGAGCAUAAAUCAAUCAGUAUUGUUA